Molecule: messenger RNA, 693 nt
Organism: Budorcas taxicolor (takin)
Lineage: Eukaryota; Metazoa; Chordata; Mammalia; Artiodactyla; Bovidae
Gene: SPATA3
Product: spermatogenesis associated 3
Exons: 3
Coding region: 1-693 (230 amino acids)
Source: RefSeq, a predicted model, not a curated record
AUGAAGAAGGGCAAGAGGAAGAAGUCAGAAACGAGGCGCCGGGGCUCCACCUCCCAGCACGCCAGCUCCGAAUCCACCCCGCAGCAGCAGAGCUCAGAGUCCAGUUCCCAGCAGCCUGUCUCCGGAUCCAGCCCGCGACCACCCAGCCCCAAGCCCACCUCGCAGCUGCCCAGCUCGGGGUCAGCCCCCCUGAUGCCCAACCCAGCGCCUGCCCCGCCGCCCCCCAGCCCAGGGCCCACCACGCAGCAGCCCAGCUCGGGGUCCACCUCACAGCCCAGCAGCAACUCUACCCCCCCGCAGCCUGCACCCCGAGCCCUCCCAGCUCCAGAAGUCAGCCACAGCCACUCAGCUCGGGACGUCGUGUCUCCAGACCCCAAAUCCAAAGCAUCCUCUCAGUCCAGGAAAGCAGCAGGGCCUCUGAUUCGAGUGGGCCCGCGCGCAUUCUGUUCCUGUUCCCUUUGUCCCGGCAGCUCUGCUUGCUGGCGUCGUCUGGGCCUCUGCCACAGCCGCAUCUUCGAUGUCCUUCUGCCUCGGGCCUGGCCAACCAUGUCAGGGAGAGGAUUCCCAAACCUCCUCACGUUUUACAGAAGACCUCCAAGAAAACAUUCCACUCAUCGUAAUUCGCGUGCUCCGAGCCCUCGGAACUGUUGCUGUGGCUCUGGGAGCCCUAGGAGCUGCCUACUACAUCCUUGA